This is a messenger RNA of Coregonus sp. 'balchen', 26827 nucleotides long. Lineage: Eukaryota; Metazoa; Chordata; Actinopteri; Salmoniformes; Salmonidae. The record is from the annotation of a GenBank genome assembly.
AUGGGUACACUUCGAGACCUGCAGUUUGCCCUGCAACUGAAGAUUGAGGAGCUUCGCCAGAGGGAUACACUCAUUGAUGAGCUAGAGCUGGAGUUGGAUGCCAAGGACGACUUGAUUCGAAGGCUGCAGGGUGAACUGGACCGGUACAGGGCAACCAUCACACCCCCAGGGUCUUCUGGAGCUAGUGAAGGUAAGACAUUAUGCAGAAAAUACAUCCACAUUUCAGGCAAUGUUUUUAUUUUAUGCUCUUAUACAUUUUAUUUAUCACAUACAGUGCCUUCAGAAAGUAUUCACACCCCUUUACUUUUUCCAUAUUUCGUUUCGUUACAGUCUGAAAUUAAAAUUGAUUAAUUUGAGAUUUUGUGUCACUGACCUACUUUUACAGAUUAAUUAAAAAUGAAAAGCCCCUUUGUUAUGGCAAGCCUAAAUAAGUUUGGGAGUAAAACUGUGCUUAACAAGUCACAUAAUAAGUUGCAUGGACUCACUCUGUGUGCAAUAAUAGUGUUUAACAUGAUUUUUGAAUGACUAUCACAUCUCUGUACUCCACACAUACAAUUAUCUGUAAGGUCCCUUAGUCGAGCAGUGAAUUUUAAACACAGAUUCAACCACAAAGACCAGGGAGGUUUUCCAAUGCCUCACAAAGAAGGCACCUAUUGGUAGAUGGGUAAAAAAAACAGACAUUGAAUAACCCUUUGAGCAUGGUGAAGUUAUUAAUUACACUUUGGAUGGUGUAUCAAUACACCCAGUUACUACAAAGAUACAGGCGUCCUUCCUAACACAGUUGUCGGAGAGGAAGGAAACCGCUCAGGGAUUUCAUGAGGCCAAUGGUGACUUUAAAACAGUUACAGAGUUUAAUGGCUGUGAUAGAAAAAAAAUGAGGAUGGAUCAACAACAUUGUAGUUACUCCAAAAUACUAACUAAAUGACAGAGUGAAAAGAAGGAAACCUGUACAGAACUAAAGUAAAACUGCAAAGAAUGUGGCAAAGAAAUUAUCUUUAUGUCCUAAAUACAAAGCAUUAUGUUUGGGGCAAAUCUAACACAACACAUCACGGAGUACCACUCUUAAUAUCUUCAAGCAUGGUGGUGGCUGCAUCAUGUCAUGGGUAUGCUUGUCAUCGGCAAGGAUUAGGGAGUUUUUUAGGAUAAAAAUAAAUUGAAUAGAGCUAAGCACAGGCAAUAUCCUAGAGCAAAACUUGGUUCUGUCUGCUUUCCAACGGACACUUGGAGACAAAUUCACUUUUCAGCAGGACAAUAACCUAAAACACAAGGCCAAAUAUGCUUACCAAGACAACAUUGAAUGUUCCUGAGUGGCCUAGUUACAGUUGUGACUUAAAUCGGCUUGAAAAUCUAUGGCAAGACUUGAAAAUGGGUGUCUAGCAAUGAUGAACAACCAACUUGACAGAGCUUGAAGAAUAAAAAAAAUAAAAAAGUCCAAAUAUUGUACAAUCCAGGUGUGCAAAGCUCUUGAAGACUUACCCAGAAUGUCUCACCGCUGUAAUCGCUGCCAAAAGUGAUUCUAACAUGUAUUGACUCAGGGGUGUGUAUACUUAUGUAAAUUAGAUAUUUCAUUUUCAAUACAUUUGCAAAAAUGUUUUCACUUUGUCAUUAUGGGGUAUUGUGUGUAGAUGGGUGAGAAAAAAACAUCUAAUUUUGAAUUCAGGCUGUAACACAACAAAAUGUGGAGUAAGUCAAGGGGUAUGAAUACUUUCUGAAGGCGCUGUAUUUCUAUAUGUGCUGACGUAGGAUACAUUGUAUCUAAUGUCUGAAUAUUAUGAAUCAUAGUGUAAAUACUCUACAUUUGGCUAUUUGUUGUUUUAGACUUGAAUUGUGCUCCUUAUAUGUUGCUCAAAGAAAGUGAGCAGAGCAAAAUUGAUUUGUUUUCCUGUUUCAGGGCAUUCUGCAGAGUGUGAAGAGAUCCAGAGAGCCAAAAGAAAGACCAUAUUAUCAGAGCCCCUCACUCUGGAUCCAAGGCAACUUGCUCUGACCACCCUGAAAAGCUACAACAAAAGCCAACAGUGAGAGAACACACCAAGGACACCAUUAGCCUUGGCAACAUUCCCUUUUACCUGUUCCACUUGAGAAAUGUGCUCUGAAAGGCCCGUAAGGCUGAUCAAGUGGUACAUGCACAGACACAAACGUCAAUAAUGAUUUUCAUUGAUUUAUACACACUGUAUGAAACUUGGCUCAAGGCUUUAGAGUCUUUGUUGUCAAACACUAGCCACAGUGAAAUUACUUAUUGAUUGCCUCACACACUCUUUACUCCUUCAGGUCACAGGAGCUGAUUCAGACCUCCUUUUUAGAGAAUGACUUUCUAAAGAACCUGGAGAGUGGGCAAAUCCUGGCUAUAAUGGACUGCAUGUACCCCACCACGGUCAACCAAGGCUGCUGCGUCAUUCAAGAGGGAGACAGUGGAACUCUUGCCUAUGUUCUAGAAGGUAACAAGUUAAAUCAACAGUGGUUUAAAAGUGGUGGAUUGGGAAUACAGCCACUUCAAGGUCCAAACCCUGUUGUCUUCUUGAAAUUCCAUGUAUAGCCCCACUCUCAAAAAGAGGACUUAAGUAUUCCCAAAGUCCCCAAUGUAUAGUAAUUGCUCGAGGCGUUUUGGUGAAUUAUUCAUCGAGCACUUGGUCUCCGCAAUCUAAGAGCAGGCAGCUCAUGGUCUUUAAUGUAUGUUGGUUAUUCGUUUUUUAAGUUAGCUCAGAGAUGUCCCCCUCCUUAUUUCCUCCUCCCUCUGGCUCAAGUUGAAUUGGUAUGCUCCUCUGUUAGUGCCGGCACUGCUUUCUGGCGCAAUGAGGGAGACUGUUAGAAUGACCUGUUUCUGGAAGGAGAGAGGGAGAGAUGGUGUUGUGCAUGAUAAGCGGCAUACAUCAUGUUUAAUGUCAGAUAGGGACAGGGCAAGAGGCCCAUUCGCGAUCGGCCCUGGUUUGCAAUGCUCAUUGAUGCUGGAGCUCAGGCAUUUCUCCGACUACCCUCAUAUCUGAUCUGACACGCAAUCGGGCACGGUUGUCCAAUUUGCUUUUCUUGUUACCUGAGCCCUAGACUGUUUCUGUUUCUGCUGUGCUGUUGUAGAUUAAAGUGUCUCUACCUGACACAUGGCAUAUCUCAGACAGCUGCGUUCAUCUGAUGGUGUCAGUCACACUCCCUGUCAGCUCCUGCAGCUGGGAGCUGGGUGAGGGGGGCUGAGCUAACGUGUGGUCACACCUCCUCAGCUUCCGCCCUGCUGUUUGUAUGGGAUGCCUCAGACUGCCAUCACCGUCCUUUACCAUCUUCCUCUGAAGGAGAUCAAACAGCAGCUGCACUGUCACACACACACACACAUAGCCUACACGCACAUGCCAAUGGCAUAAACACGCACACGCACAUGCAAACGUAAACAUGCACAAAGGUAAACACAUACAUGCAUACUUAAACACAAGCACACCACAUAUUCCUGCAACAUCACUGGUGCACUUUGAUUUCAAGCAUUUGUAAUCUGUUGAUAACGAUAUAUUCUGUAUUUGCUGCAUUGUAUGUUUGUGUUUAAAUGGGCAUUUAACAGAGGGGAAGAUGGAGAUGACCAAGGAUGCCAAGAAGCUACUCACAAUUGAACCAGGAAGAGUGUUUGGAGAAUUGGCACUCCUGUACAACUGCAACUACACCUACACUAUAACAGGUACUGGAGUGUUGUGCAUGGAGUGCUGUGUAGUGUGGUUGUUCUAUUCUAUUGUAACAACAGCUGAAGUAAAUGCAAAACAUGUCAUCUAGAAAUCCUUUCACAAUUUUGCUGUGCUUGGAUAGAUUUUUAAUUGGUCUAAAAAAUUAUUGUUCAAGAGAGCAUCACAAUCACAGACCAGCCUAUUCAUCACAGCUGAGUAGAUUAGCUGUCAGAUUGGGAAAUUCUGUAGAAUUUCAAAUCAAAAUAACUUUUUCAAACACUACAUUACAGCUUCAAACACUCCUCUCCUCUGAGAUGUGCGGAAUACAAAACACAUCUUGCUUUGGUUCAUAAGUAUACAGUUGAAGUCGGAAGUUUACAUACACCUUAGCCAAAUAUUUUUAUUUAUUUAUUUUAUUUCACCUUUAUUUAACCAGGUAAGCCAGUUGAGAACAAGUUCUCAUUUACAACUGCGACCUGGCCAAGAUAAAGCAAAGCAGUGCGAUAAAAACAACAGCACAGAGUUACAUAUGGGGUAAAAAAACAUAAAGUAAAAAAAUACAACAGAAAAUAUAUAUACAGUGUGUGCAAAUGUAGCAAGUUAUGGUGGUAAGGCAAUACAUUUAUACAUUUAAACUUUUUCACAAUUCCUGACAUUUAAUCCUAGGAAAAAUUCCCUGUUUUAGGUCAGUUAGGAUCACCACUUUAUUUUAAGAAUGUGAAAUGUCAGAAUAAUAGUAGAGGGAAUUAUUUAUUUCAGCUUUUAUUUAUUUCAUCACAUUCCCAGUAGGUCAGAAGUUUACAUACACUCAAUUAAUAUUUGGUAGCAUUGCCUUUAAAUUGUUUAACUUGGGUCAAAUGUUUCAGGUAGACUUUCACAAGCUUCCCACAAUAAGUAGGGAGAAUUUUGGCCCAUUCCUCCUGACAGAGCUGGUGUAACUGAGUCAGGUUUGUAGGCCUCCUUGCUUGCACACGCUUUUUCAGUUCUGCCCACACAUUUUCUAUAGGAUUGAGGUCAGGGCUUUGUGAUGGACACUCCAAUAACUUGACUUUGUUGUCCUUAAGCCAUUUCUCCACAACUUUGGAAGUCUGCUUGGGGUCAUUGUCCAUUUGGAAGACCCAUUUGCGACCAAGCUUUAACUUCCUGACUAAUGUCUUGAGAUGUUGCUUCAAUAUAUCCACCUAAUUUACCUUCCUCAUGAUGCCAUCUAUUUUGUGAAGUGCACCAGUCCCUCCUGCAGCAAAGCACCCACACAGCAUGAUGCUGCCACCCCGUGCUUCACGAUUGGGAUGGUGUUCUUCGGCUUGCAAGAUACCACCUUUUUCCUCCAAACAUAACAAUGGUCAUUAUGGCCAAACAGUUCUAUUUUUGUUUCAUCAGACCAGAGGACAUUUCUCCAAAAAGUAUGAUCUUUGUCCCCAUGUGCAGUUUCAAACCGUAGUCUGGCUUUUUUAUGGCGGUUUUGGAGCAGUGGCUUCUUCCUUGCUGAGCGGCCUUUCAGGUUAUGUCGAUAUAAGACUUGUUUUACUGUGGAUAUAGAUACUUUUGUACCUGUUUCCUCCAGCAUCUUCACAAGGUCCUUUGCUGUUGUUCUGGGAUUGAUUUGCACUUUUCCCACCACAGUACGUUCAUCUCUAGGAGACAGAACGAGUCUCCUUCCUGAGCGGUAUGACGGCUGCGUGGUCCCAUGGUGUUUAUACUUGCGUACUAUUGUUUGUACAGAUGAACGUGGUACCUUCAGGCGUUUGGAAAUUGCUCCCAAGGAUGAACCAGACUUGUGGAGGUCUACAAUUGUUUUUCUGAGGUCUUGGCUGAUUUAUUUUGAUUUUCACAUGAUGUCAAGCAAAGAGGCACUGAGUUUGAAGGUAGGCCUUGAAAUACAUCCACAGGUACACCUCCAAUUGACUCAAAUGAUGUCAAUUAGCCUAUCAGAAGCUUCUUAAGGCAUGACAUCAUUUUCUGGAAUUUUCCAAGCUGUUUAAAGGCACAGUCAACUUAGUGUAUGUAAACUUCUGACCCACUGGAAUUGUGAUACAGUGAAUUAUAAGUGAAAUAAUCUGUCUGAAAACAAUUGUUAGAAAAAUUACUUGUGUCAUGCACAAAGUAGAUGUCCUAACCGACUUGCCAAAACUAUAGUUUGUUAACAAGAAAUGUGUGGAGUGGUUGAAAAAUGAGUUUUAAUGACUCCAACCUAAGUGUAUGUAAACUUCCAACUUCAACUGUACAUAUUCAAAUAUGUAUAAUGGUACAUCAAAACAACACAUUUUAUUUAGUUAUACAUUUUUAUUAUUGCUCAGUGGCUUGCACUUGAUUUUAUCAAUGGAAAAUUAAAUGUGUGCUAUCGUCUCUCUACACUGUCUGAGCCCAAAGCCCACUGGGAAACGCAGCCACUGCUGCUCACAUCUGACCUGCUUUCGCAAAGAAAUAGGUUGAUGGAAUGGACAGAAUCAGUGCAAAUAAAAAAAUCUGUUCAUUUCUCCCCCUCUUACUGUGUUUCCUUUGCCAUCCUCCUGUCCUAUUUUCCACUGUCCCACCUUGUCCAUUUUCUCUUUCAGUGCAUUGCUGGUUUCGUGUUUAAUUGUCUAGUACAUUUAUCUUUCAGUAAAUCUCCCUCUCCAAUUCCCUCUCCCUAUCUGUUCUCACAGCAACAGUUCUCAAUUUAUGUUCCUUGCCUCUCUUUCUUCUAUAUCCACUCCUCCCAACCCUUUCCCUGGUGCGGCACUGCCUUGUUCUCCUGGCUGACCUGACAUUACUUUUUCCCUUUGUUGCCAUCAAAUAACAUCAAUAAAGCUUUCUCUCCUGUAGUCUAAAAUCACUGUAUAACUGCAAGAGGUUAAGGUGAAAAAAUGUGUUCCCUGAUUUGGCAUUCAUGGUCACACAGGAUGUUCUUCCCAGAAAAUGGCAAAGAGUAUGACAUUUAAAAGGGUUAGACUAAUAUCUGAUAUUCAGAUUUUAGACUCAAAUAUACUGUAGCAAUCCUCGCAAUAUGAGGCAGGUUACAAUUCCCACCAAGUGGGUUAACCCUAUUGGCACGAUAGGGUGUUUGCCUUUCACGUAAGUGACCUGGGUUCGCUUCCCUGCCUGGCUGCCCUGCUGUUCGCUACAUUGGUGUCAGAAGGCGGCAGUGUAGUGAUCCUUGCUAUAUGAGCCACGUUACAAUUCCCACCAAGUGGGUUAACCCUAUUGGCGCGAUGCGUAGGCCAGCGAUCUGGGUUCACUUCCCUGCCGUUCGCUACAAUAGGUACCAUAUAAAGAUAACAAUGGCAUGUUGUUGAUUUCACACUGUGCGUUCAUUAUCAACUUAAAUAAUGGCAUGAUUGGGAGGGGAAGGACUAGAAGGAUUGGAGUUGUACGGCCAGUACAGGACAGAGGCUCCUGUUCGCACAAAGCCCUGCUGAAUCAAUUAAUCUGGAUCAUUAUUCAUUUACAACAUCUCUGUCAGAGUUCCGUUCCUGUCUGCCCACAGAACAGACAGAAGAGAGGAAGGCUGCAUGGGGAAUGUCAUCUACAAUCAUCUGUCCUCCUUAUUCCCUUAUCCACAACACUUUCAGAGAAAGGAACACAAACACUCAGACAUUCCUUUUAAGAGUACAGGAAACAUUUAUAGUAGUGUUAUCUAACUGUGUUUCUAGGAGUCAAUUGUUUGUAGAGCAUCGUUUGCAAACCCGGCCUUGACAGAUGCUGCAUCUAUUUACAGAGAUGAAAAUGUUGUGAAAUAGAAGACAUUUGCUAAGUCCCCUAGCCUUACAUUGUAGUGCAACAGAGGGUACUAUCUAUACUACUAACAUAAACUGGAAGGAUAAGAAUGAAAAUUUGCCCUCAACACACAUACGGUAUACUCACAGAAUACAGAAAACAUUCAUACCUAAAGAUAUUUCUGUUUCUUUCUACCACUGCUCUUGACAUUGUGGGAUUUGGAAGAUCUUCUUUACCAUUUCCUGUCUUUCUCUGCAGCCCUAAAAAACAGCAUGUUGUGGGUUAUUGACCGGCAGAGCUUUCAGACCAUCAUGGUGCAGAGUGGCCUCAGCAGACUGGCCCAGUUCAGAGAGCUCCUCUGCAGGUAAAUACCACCCUCAUCACUACACAAGGAAAAUAUAUAUCUGUGUAAAAUUGAAAAUACAUACAGUGGGGAAAAAAAGUAUUUAGUCAGCCACCAAUUGUGCAAGUUCUCCCACUUAAAAAGAUGAGAGAGGCCUGUAAUUUUCAUCAUAGGUACACGUCAACUAUGACAGACAAAUUGAGCAUUUUUUUCUCCAGAAAAUCACAUUGUAGGAUUUUUUAUGAAUUUAUUUGCAAAUUAUGGUGGAAAAUAAGUAUUUGGUCACCUACAAACAAGCAAGAUUUCUGGCUCUCACAGACCUGUAACUUCUUCUUUAAGAGGCUCCUCUGUCCUCCACUCGUUACCUGUAUUAAUGGCACCUGUUUGAACUUGUUAUCAGUAUAAAAGACACCUGUCCACAACCUCAAACAGUCACACUCCAAACUCCACUAUGGCCAAGACCAAAGAGCUGUCAAAGGACACCAGAAACAAAAUUGUAGUCCUGCACCAGGCUGGGAAGACUGAAUCUGCAAUAGGUAAGCAGCUUGGUUUGAAGAAAUCAACUGUGGGAGCAAUUAUUAGGAAAUGGAAGACAUACAAGACCACUGAUAAUCUCCCUCGAUCUGGGGCUCCACGCAAGAUCUCACCCCGUGGGGUCAAAAUUAUCACAAGAACGGUGAGCAGAAAUCCCAGAACCACACGGGGGGACCUAGUGAAUGACCUGCAGAGAGCUGGGACCAAAGUAACAAAGACUACCAUCAGUAAUACACUACGCCGCCAGGGACUCAAAUCCUGCAGUGCCAGACGUGUCCCCCUGCUUAAGCCAGUACAUGUCCAGGCCCGUCUGAAGUUUGCUAGAGUGCAUUUGGAUGAUCCAGAAGAGGAUUGGGAGAAUGUCAUAUGGUCAGAUGAAACCAAAAUAGAACUUUUUGGUAAAAACUCAACUUGUCGUGUUUGGAGGACAAAGAAUGCUGAGUUGCAUCCAAAGAACACCAUACCUACUGUGAAGCCUGUGAAGCAUGGGGGUGGAAACAUCAUGCUUUGGGGCUGUUUUUCUGCAAAGGGACCAGGACGACUGAUCCGUGUAAAGGAAAGAAUGAAUGGGGCCAUGUAUCGUGAGAUUUUGAGUGAAAACCUCCUUCCAUCAGCAAGGGCAUUGAAGAUGAAACGUGGCUGGGUCUUUCAGCAUGACAAUGAUCCCAAACACACCGCCCGGGCAACGAAGGAGUGGCUUCGUAAGAAGCAUUUCAAGGUCCUGGAGUGGCCUAGCCAGUCUCCAGAUCUCAACCCCAUAGAAAAUCUUUGGAGGGAGUUGAAAGUCUGUGUUGCCCAGCGACAGCCCCAAAACAUCACUGCUCUAGAGGAGAUCUGCAUGGAGGAAUGGGGCAAAAUACCAGCAACAGUGUGUGAAAACCUUGUGAAGACUUACAGAAAACGUUUGACCUGUGUCAUUGCCAACAACGGGUAUAUAACAAAGUAUUGAGAAACUUUUGUUAUUGACCAAAUACUUACUUUCCACCAUAAUUUGCAAAUAAAUUCAUAAAAAAUCCUACAAUGUGAUUUUCUGGAUUUGUUUUUCUCAUUUUGUGUGUCAUAGUUGAUGUGUACAUAUGAUGAAAAUUACAGGCCUCUCUCAUCUUUUUAAGUGGGAGAACUUGCACAAUUGGUGGCUGACUAAAUACUUUUUUCCCCCACUGUAUUUGUGUAGAAUUGACACUAAUCUACAAUCUACGCCACUAUAGUAGAACAGUUCAAAUGUCCUAUGUUGUGAGUCAGUCGUCCUGAUGUUACCUGUGUGUUUGUCUGGCUGCAGAGUUCCCUUCCUGCGCUCGCUGCCAGAGGAUGUGCUCAUGAAAGUGUCUGAUAUUCUGGAAGAGGUACAGAACAUUAAUCUAUUAUACACAUUCUCUCCUCAGCUUCACUAACACAACAUGCUGUAGAAAAGGCAUGUUCCACAAACAGAAUCUAGUUAGCUGAUUAUUUUUUUAUGUUAUGCAAUAAUUAUUACCCAUCUGCUAUGCAUUCUCUAUUGACAGUUUACAGGCAUAUUUGCAUUGCAUUGGUGGCCUAAUCAGGUUGGCUCACAGACAACAUUUUACAUUUACAUUUACAUCAUUUAGCAGACGCUCUUAUCCAGAGCGACUUACAAAUUGGUGCAUUCACCUUAUAGCCAGUGGGAUAACCACUUUACAAUGUGUAUUUUAAUGUAUAUUUUUAAAUAAAUAAAAAAUGUGUGUUAUUUUAAUUUUUUAAUUUUUAAUUUUUUUGGGGGGUGGGGGGGGGGGGGGGGGGGGGGUGGGUUGGGGUAAGGGAGGGGUAGAAGGAUUACUUUAUCCUAUCCCAGGUAUUCCUUAAAGAGGUGGGAUUUCAAAUGUCUCCGGAAGGUUGUGAGUGACUCCGCUGUCCUGGCGUCGUGAGGGAGCUUGUUCCACCAUUGGGGUGCCAGAGCAGCGAACAGUUUUGACUGGGCUGAGCGGGAACUAUGCUUCCGCAGAGGAAGGGGAGCCAGCAGGCCAGAGGUGGAUGAACACAAUGCCCUCGUUUGGGUGUAGGGACUGAUCAGAACCUGAAGGUACGGAGGUGCCGUUCCCCUCACAGCUCCAUAGGCAAGCACCAUGGUCUUGUAACAGAUGCGAGCUUCAACUGGAAGCCAGUGGAGUGUGCGGAGGAGGGGGGUGACGUGAGAGAACUUGGGAAGGUUGAACACCAGACGGGCUGCGGCAUUCUGGAUGAGUUGUAGGGGUUUAAUGGCACAGGCAGGGAGCCCAGCCAACAGCGAGUUGCAGUAAUCCAGACGGGAGAUGACAAGUGCCUGGAUUAGGACCUGUGCCGCUUCCUGUGUAAGGCAGGGUCGUACUCUCCGAAUGUUGUAGAGCAUGAACGUACAGGAUCGGGUCACCGCCUUGAUGUUAGCGGAGAACGACAGGGUGUUGUCCAGGGUCACGCCAAGGCUCUUCGCACUCUGGGAGGAGGACACAACGGAGUUGUCAACCAUGAUGGCGAGAUCAUGGAACAGGCAGUCCUUCCCCGGGAGGAAGAACAGCUCCGUCUUGCCAAGGUUCAGCUUGAGGUGGUGAUCCGUCAUCCAUACUGAUAUGUCUGCCAGACAUGCAGAGAUGCGAUUCGCCACCUGGUUAUCAGAAGGGGGAAAGGAGAAGAUUAGUUGUGUGUCGUCAGCGUAGCAAUGAUAGGAGAGGCCAUGUGAGGAUAUGACAGAGCCAAGUGACUUGGUGUAUAGCGAGAAUAGGAGAGGGCCUAGAACUGAGCACGUGGUGCGGAGACAGCUUCUCGCCACGCCACUUGGUAGGAGCGACCGGUCAGGUAGGACGCAAUCCAAGAGUGAGCCGCGCCGGAGAUGCCCAGCUCGGAGAGGGUGGAGAGGAGGAUCUGAUGGUUCACAGUAUCAAAGGCAGCAGACAGGUCUAGAAGGACAAGAGCAGAGGAGAGAGAGUUAGCUUUAGCAGUGCGGAGAGCCUCCGUGACACAGAGAAGAGCAGUCUCAGUUGAAUGACCAGUCUUGAAACCUGACUGGUUUGGAUCAAAAAGGUCAUUCUGAGAGAGAUAGCAAGAGAGUUGGCUAAAGACGGCACGCUCAAUAGUUUUGGAGAGAAAAGAAAGAAGGGAUACUGGUCUGUAGUUGUUGACAUCAGAGGGAUCGAGUGUUGGUUUUUUGAGAAGGGGUGCAACUCUCGCUCUCUUGAAGACGGAAGGGACAUAGCCAGAUUCAUUAUUACAUAAUAUGGUUUAGUGCCCAUUUAAGUUUUUAUAGGCCUACUUGUUUUUUGGGGUUCAGCUUUCUUCUUCCUUUUAGUUCGGAAGGGACAUAGCCAGCGGUCAAGGAUGAGUUGAUCAGCGAGGUGAGGUAGGGGAGAAGGUCACCGGAGAUGGUCUGGAGAAGAGAGGAGGGGAUAGGGUCAAGCGGGCAGGUUGUUGGGCGGCCUGCCGUCACAAGUCGCAAGAUUUUAUCUGGAGAGAGAGGGGAGAAAGAAGUCAAAGCAUAGGGUAGGGCAGUGUGAGCAGGACCAGCAGUGUCAUUUGACUUAACAAACGAGGAUCGGAUGUCGUCAACCUUCUUUUCAAAGUGGUUGACGAAGUCAUCCACAGAGAGGGAGGAGGGGGGGGGGGGGGGAUUCAGCAGGGAGGAGAAUGUGGCAAAGAGCUUCCUAGGGUUAGAGGCAGAUGCUUGGAAUUUAGCGUGGUAGAAAGUGGCCUUAGCAGCAGAAACAGAUGAAGAAAAUGUAGAGAGGAGGGAGUGAAAAGAUGCCAGGUCCGCAGGGAGUCUAGUUUUCUUCCAUUUCCGCUCAGCUGCCCGGAGCUCUGUUCUGUGAGCUCGCAAUGAGUCAUCAAGCCACGGAGCUGGAGGGGAGGACCGAGCCGGCCGGGAGGAUAGGGGACAUAGAGAGUCAAAGGAUGCAGAAAGGGAGGAGAGGAGGGUUGAGGAGGCAGAAUCAGGAGAUUGGAGGGAGAAGGAUUGAGCAGAGGGAAGAGAUGAUAGGAUGGAAGAGGAGAGAGUAGCAGGAGAGAGAGACCGAAGGUUGCGACGGCGCAUUACCAUCUGUGUAGGGGCAGAGUGAGUAGUGUUGGAGGAGAGCGAGAGAGAAAAGGAUAAAAAGUAAUGGUCGGAGACUUGGAGGGGAGUUGCAGUGAGAUUAGUAGAAGAACAGCAUCUAGUAAAGAUGAGGUCAAGCGUAUUGCCUGCCUUGUGAGUAGGGGGGGACGGUGAGAGGGUGAGGUCAAAAGAGGAGAGGAGUGGAAAGAAGGAGGCAGAGAGAAAUGAGUCAAAUGUAGACGUAGGGAGGUUGAAAUCCCCCAGAACUGUGAGGGGUGAGCCAUCCUCAGGAAAGGAACUUAUCAAGGCGUCAAGCUCAUUGAUGAACUCUCCAAGGGAACCUGGAGGGCGAUAGAUGACAAGGAUAUUAAGCUUAAAUGGGCUAGUGACUGUGACAGCAUGGAAUUCAAAUGAGGAGAUAGACAGAUGGGUUAGGGGAAAAAUUGAGAAUGUCCACUUGGGAGAGAUGAGGAUUGCUGUGCCACCACCCCGCUGACCAGAUGCUCUCGGGGUAUGCGAGAACACAUGGUCAGACGAGGAGAGAGCAGUAGGAGUAACAGUGUUUUCAGUGGUAAUCCAUGUUUCCGUCAGCGCCAAGAAGUCGAGGGACUGGAGGGUAGCAUAGGCUGGGAUGAAGUCUGCCUUUUUGGCAGCCGAACGGCAGUUCCAGAGGCUGCCUGAGACCUGGAACUCCAGGUGGGUGGUGCGUGCAGGGACCACCAGGUUAGAGAGGCAGCAGCCACGCGGUGUGAGGCAUUUGUGUAGCCUGUGCGGAGAGGAGAGAACAGGGAUAGGCAGAGGCAUAGUUGACAGGCUGCAGCAAAUGGCUACAAUAAUGCAGAGGAGAUCGGAAUGAAAUGAACUAAACAUCUGGGAAAGGAGAGAGCGGGGCCUGCCUCAGCACAACUCCCAAAUAUAACUCUCCCAACUUCCACCUCAGAAACUAUAAUUGUUGUAAACUACAGCGGUUCAAUGUUUCUAGGAAUAGACUAACUCAGUUUAUUCAGCUAGCUAACUAGGUGCAUCUCUGUGUUGAUUGGUUGGUGAUGUACACAUGCCAGGAUUCUCAACAUCUCACAUGCUACAUAUCCCUUCUCCCCCUGCCUUCAUACUGUUACUUCAUAAUUUACCUCUUAUUUCUAACUCCCAUCUCCCAUUUUCCCACCUAUCCACCAUCUCUCACCUGUCUGUCUCAACAGAGUCGCUACAGUGAAGGUGAUUAUAUUAUUCGCCAGGGUGCCACAGGGGACACGUUCUACAUCAUCAGUAGUGGCCAGGUAAGGAUGAGGAUGGCUGAACCUUACCUUGAACUCAAUAAACAAGCUUCAACUAGUGGAGGACAGAAAUAGGCAUCUACAGGGGUUAGUCUGACACAACAACUGUACUGGCACAGUUGGUGCUAAUUAAUCAGUGCAUCUCCACAUUUCAAAGAUGACAUGAAAGAGACAAGACAGAUAAUCAGUCUCUACCCCCUCUAUCUACCUCCUAGGUGAAGGUGACAGAGAAGAAGUCAGCCAAUGAUGAGGCAGUACUCCUGUCAACUCUCUCUGAGGGCCAUUGGUUUGGAGAGAAAGCACUGAGGGGGUGAGAAACAGUAAUUCAUCAUGUGCUUUUAUCCAAAGGUCUGUUAUACAGCAGCUUACAUUUGUACACAUUACAUUGCUUGAUAUAUAUUGACAUACUAGCUCUCUCAUAUCACAAAUCUCAUUAACCACUAGACAGUUAUAGUUAUAGAGUAAUAGAACAUACAUACAUUAUACUGUAUGGAUAAUUCAGCUAUUACUAAGCCAACACUGUCCAAGUUUGUCUCAUCUGGGGAAUGAGACAUACUCUCCCCAUGUGAUUGCAUUUUGCUCAUCAUGUUGUCCCUCAUAAACAACUACAAUCAAUAGGACAGUGGGAACUAGUGACAAUAUGCAAAUUCAUAAUGAAUCUAUCUUGGUCAAAUGAUAGUAAUAAAAGCUACAUAGGGUCUCACAGAUUUCAAGAGAAUAUUCUGAGCGAUAACAUUUUCUGUCUGCAUGGUGUCAGUGCUGUUGUCAUUUAUUGGCAUGCCAUUUUGAUAACCUUUCAAUUACAAACCUUUUGCUCCAUUUCCAGAGAGGAUGUGCGGACAGUGAAUGUAAUUGCUGCUGGUGAUGUCACAUGCCUGGUUGUGGAUAGAGAGUAAGUGAUUUGUUUAGACUAUGGCAUGAUUAUUUGAGAAUGUUGCACAUUCUGCUUCAUUCUCAUCCUCUUAUUUGUAGAAUAUGUAGAACAGAUCUCCAACAUGCACGCAAUGCCCCACCACGGUGUCCCCCAAGCACACAGUGCCAGUAUAGUUUUUAUUAGCCACUUUGUUAUGAUGUGAAAAUGGUUCAAAAUGUUUUAAGUGACCUGAGACCAUAUCAUUUUUCAUCAGGUCUUUCAAAAAUAUCAUAGGUUUGGUGGAGGACAGUAAUACUGUGCACAAGAGCAGCGAACUCAAUGCCCAGUAAGUAGCAACGGAAACUAUAGCUAACACUUUACAGCCAACAGGUAUAUUGCAUUAGUAUUUGUUAUAAGCAUGGUAUAAACCUUUAUAAUGUCUUAUCAUAAGGCUUACAUGUUUUGUCUCUUUAUCUCUGUUUGUAUUUUAAUGAGCCUUGAUCCAAAUGAACCAUUUUUAUGUAUUUAAUCUUUAUUUAGAACAAGUAAAGCAACAUGGGCUAACCCAUCUUUUCCAUGUGAGCAGGUCAGAGGAAGAUGCAGCUCUCCUCUCCAACGCGUCUCUCAGAGAUUUCCAGGUCAUCUGUAACCUAGGAGAGGGGGAAACCGGUCAUUCAGAGCUGGUGAGUUGUUUCAAGUUUUAUUAGUCGUAUGGGAUAUGCAUGGAAUACCUUAUCCAAGGAAAUACUUACUUGCAGGUUCCUUCUUGACAAUGCAACAACAAUAAAGAAGAAUAAAAUAUAAGAAUGCAAACAUAAAGUAAAUGGCAGUAGAAUAGAAGAAACAUUUUAGCAUAAGUAUUAUAUAGGAAGGCACAAUUUAUAAUCCAAUAUUUACAUGUGUAUUGGGGAAGGGGGGGAUGGGGGACAGUAUAUAAUUUGAGCAGUAUAAUAAGAGUCUGGUAGCAGCAGUUGUGAUGUGUGUGCAGCAUGAAUGUAUAUGUGUGUGUGUGUGUAUAUCUGUGUGGGUGUGUGCAUGAGUGAGUGCAUGUGUGCUAAGGUGAAGAGAAUCAGAGCAGGUGGUCAGUCCAGUUCAAGUGUUCAGCAGUCUGAUGGCUUGUAGAUAGAAACUGUCUCUGAGCCUGUUGGUAUCAGACCUCAUGCUCCGAUACUGUAUGUCCGACGGUAAGGGAGAGAACAGCUCGUGGCUGGAGUGUGUGGGGCCCUUGAUGAUGCUGUGUGCCUUCCUCAGGCACCGUUUCAAGUAGAUGUCCUAGAUGGGUGGGAGCACGGUCCCAGUGAUGUACUGGACCGUCUUCACCACGCGCAGGAGGGCCUCUCAAUGGUGCAGCAGUAGUAUUUGGAGAGAAGCUUUGGUGCCCUCUUGGGAAGAGUGGUGAUGUUGUUGGUCCAUGACAAGUCCUCUGUGAUGUUGAUGCCGAGGAACUUAAAACUUGUGACUCUCUCUACUGCAGUACCGUUGAGGUUUUUGUCAUGACACCGUAAGGCCAGUUCACUGACUUGUCGUUGUUGGUUAUCAGGCCUACAACCGUGGUGUCGUCAGCAAACUUGAUGGUGGAGUUGGUGUCGUGCAAAGCCACGCAGUCGUGGGUGAACAGGGAGUACAGCAGAGGACUGAUGACACACCCUUGGGGGGCCCCUGUGUUAAGAGUCAGUGUGGAGGAGGUGUUGUUGUGGAUCUGUUGGAGCGGUAUAAAAUUGGAGUGGGUCCAGUGUGCCUGGCAUGCUGGCCUUGGCGAUAGUCAUUUGGGCAUGUCACCUUGUUUUUCUUUGGCACUGGGACGAUGGUGGUCUCCUUAAAGCAGGUGGGGACUACAGCCUGGGUUAGGGACAGGUUGAAGAUGUCAGAGAAGACGCCCGUGAGCUGGUCAGCACACACUCUGAACCAGGGAUGCCAUCUGGGCCGGUGGCUUUGUGAGUAUUCACUCUUUUGAGAGCUUUCCUCACGUCAGCCUAAAGACUCCAAGACCAUGAGGAACAAGAUUCUCUGGUCUGAUGAAAGCAAGAUUGAACUCUUUGGCCUGAAUGCCAAGCGUCACAUCUGGAGGAAACCUGGCACCAUCCCUACGGUGAAGCAUGGUGGUGGCAGCAUCAUGCUGUGGGGAUGUUUUUCAGUGGCAGGGACUGGGAGACAGGAUCGAGGCAAAGAUUGUAAACAAAGUACUGAGUAAAGGGUCUGAAUACUUAUUAAAAUGUGUGGGGGGGGGGGUUAUAUAUAAAAACCUGUUUUUGCUUUGUCAUUAUUGGGUAUUCUGUGUAGAUUGACCAAUUUAAUCAAUUUUAGAAUUGUGUGUAGAUUGACCAAAACCAAUUUAAUCAAUUUUAGAAUAAGGCUGUAACGUAACAAAAUGUGGAAAAAGUCAAGGGGUCUGAAUACUUUCCGAAGGCACUGUAUAUUACUCAUUGUUGAUGGAUGAAUCCUGGGUGGAUGAAUCUUUGAACAUAUUCCAAUCAGUAUUCUCAAAACAAUCCUGCAGCAUUGAGUCUGCCUCCUCUGUCCAGCGCCUCACUAUUCUCUGUGUUGGUGGCUCCCUCUUGAGUUGCUGCUUGUAGCCGGGGAGUAGGAACAGCAACGUGAUCUAAUUGGCCGAAGUUGGGAGUAAGUAGUGUGUCAAGCUUGAAACUGUCAGUAAAUCCCAAUGCAUUAUUGUCUGGUUUCCAUGUUGCUUUUAAUGGAUAAACCUACAUGUUGUUGUUAAUGUUUUUGCAUUCCUCCUAGGUACAGCUUAAGUCCAACAUCAACUGCCUGUUCACCAUGAGGGUGUUGAGGAAGCAUCAGAUCCUAAGCACUGCUAAACAGGAGUGCAUCCUGAGGGAAAGACACAUCCUCAUGGCAGCUCAUAGUCCAUUCAUUGUCAGGUGUGCUGUGCACCCACCCACCAGCCAAACAUACCUAGGCCGGGAUUCAAUCCGAUCACGGGUUAUAGGCAUUGCGGCUUAGGCAAUGUUCUGCCGUUCACGGAGAUCCCAUUCACUGUAUAAAAGCUGCAUAUAUCGGCUCAAAAAAACCUUUAAAAACUGCAAUGCCUAUCACCUGCGAUCGGAUUGAAUCCUUGAACAAAUCUUACCCUGGUGAACUCACUAUAUGCUUAUCAACUGUACAACAUCUGUGUCUUCUUUGCCACUCAUAGGUUACACCGUACCUUCAGAGAUGCAAAGUGCCUGUACAUGCUGACAGAAGCUUGCCUAGGUGGUGAGCUCUGGAAUCUACUGAAAGACAGGUACUGCUAACGGCACUACUGUCUACAUGUGAUUUUUGUAUAUUUUGCAGUAUGGAUUUUAUAACUGAAUUGAUAGCGUUUGAAUACUUAUUUUUAGGGCACAACAUCAGUAUGUCCCAUGAAACUUGCUAAUCACUACGGUGCUCUUGCUCCUACAUUUCAGAGGCUCAUUUGAUGACAGUAGCACACGUUUUUACACUGCCUGUGUUGUUGAGGCCCUUAUCUUCCUGCACCACAACAGUAUCACAUACAGGGAUCUGAAGCCUGAGAAUGUAGUUCUGGACCAGCGCGGAUAUGCCAAAGUGGUAACAUGACUAGAGCUCCUUUCACUGCAUUUCAAACCCACACAAGAUGGAAUAUAAUAUAGUAAUUGUCAAUUUUGCACAUGGUUACACAAACAAAUACAGUACGUUCAAAGGUUACAGUUAUAUUAGCAUACAUAGAACUGUUUCACUUUGGAAAAUAUAGGUUAUGGAUCCAUUGAGAUACUGAACAUCCAUAUUCAUGACUUGACUGUGCUACCCUUCUUAGGUGGGGUUUGGUUGUGCUAAGAAAGUGGGCUUGGGUAAGAAGACAUGGACAUUCUGUGGCACACCUGACUAUGUGGCCCCUGAGAUCAUCCUGAACAAGGGGCACAGUGUGUCUGCAGAUCUCUGGUCUCUAGGCGUCUUUGUGUUUGAACUGCUGAGUGGAAGGUAAGAUUAUAAGAUAGUCAAUUUCUCUCCAGAGCUCCAGUGUUUUGUCCCAUUUUUUGUUCUCUGUUGUUCUCGUCUCUGUCAGGCAUUCUCAUAGAUCAAUCUUUACCUUUCCAGUCUCCCAUUCUGUGGCCCUGAUCCUAUGAAGACGUUCACAGCCACCAUCCGUGGGAUUGACCUGGUUGAAUUCCCUAAAACCAUCAGUAAGAGUGCCUCAAGCCUGAUCAAGAAGCUCUGCAGGUGUGACACAUUUAGCAAUGACUGAAAACAGUCAUUCAUUGUAUCACACUUCCUCAGCUAUUAGUUGUGUGUCAUGAUGACUCUCUGUCCUGGUCUCUCAGGAACAACCCUGCAGAGAGACUGGGGAAUCAGAGAAACGGGGCCAAGGACAUCCAGAAGCACAAGUAAGAUGAAAGGCUGAGAUGAAAACAUCCGACUGUGUCACUGUCAUCUAUAUAGCAGCAGGUUAUAGUCUGUUAUCUUGUUCUUUCUUUCAGGUGGUUUGAAGGUUUCAACUGGGAAGGACUUCGCAAAAGCACUUUGGCUCCACCAAUCAUACCCAAAGUAAGUACUAGGCAGAGCUAUAUGUUAAUUAGUCAUAAGACAACAUGCUUCAGCAACUGCAUAAGAAUAGUUAUUGCACAGGUAGCUGUACAGGUCUGACCAUUGCUGACUACUUCUGGUUUGAUAUAUAUACUGAACAAAAAUAUAAAAGCAACAUGCAACAAUUUCAAAGAUUUUACUGAGUUACAGUUAUAUAAGGAAAUUAGUCAAUUGAAAUAAAUUAAUUAGUCCCUAAUCUAUGGAUUUCACAUGACUGGGCAGGGGUGCAGCCAUAGGUGGGCCUUGGAGGGCAUAGCCCCUGUCACGGAAUCAGCCGAGGCUGCUCCUCCUCCUUGCUCGGGCAGGCUUCGGCGUUCGUCGUCCCCGGAGUACUAGCUGGCACCGAUCUAUGUUUCUGUGUUUGACUUGUUUUGUCUUGAUUGUGUACACCUGUUUCCUAUUAUGUUGUAUUGUAUUCCCUAUAUAACCCUCUGUCGUUCAUUGUGUGUUGUGUGUGAUUGUUCUCGUCAUUUUCGGCAGUUGCUAUUGUGCGGGUAUUCCCCUCCCUGUUUGGAGGUUGUUUUGUACUCUGGUUACUUUGUUAGUAAAAGUACGUUUCCAGUAGCUCGGUGUCCUGCGUUUGACUUCGCCUACCGCAUUCACGUCGCACUUUGACAGCCCCACCCACUUGGCAGCCAGGCAACACUCACUGGGGAGCCAGGCCCAGCCAAUCAGAAUGAGUUUUUCCACACAAAAGGGCUUUAUUACAGACAAAGAUACUCCUCAACAACCCCCCCGAUCCUGCAGGUGAAGAAGCCGGAUGUGGAGGUCCUGGAUUGGCGUGGUUACACAUGUUCUACGGUUGUGAGGCCGGUUGGACGUACUGCCAAAUUCUCUAAAAGAUGUUGGAGGCAGCUUAUGGUAGAGAAAUUAACAUUCAAUUAUCUGGCAACAGCUCUGGUGGACAUUGCUGUAGUCAGCAUGCCAAUUGCACGCACCCUCAAAACUUUAGUCAUCUGUGGCAUUCUGUUGUUUUAAAGUGGCCUUUUAUUGUCCCCAGCACAAGGUGCACCUGUGUAAUGAUCAUGCUGUUUAAUCAGCUUCUUGAUAUACCACAUCUGUCAGGUUGAUGGAAUAUGUUGGCAAAGGAGAAAUGCUCACUAACAGGGAUGUAAACAAAUUUGUGCACAACAUUUUAGAGAAAUACGCUUUUUGGGCGUAUGGAAUGGGGUAUUUUUUAUUUCAACUAAUGAAACAUAGGACCAACACUUUACAUGUUGCAUUUAUAUUUAUGUUCAGUGUAUAUAUACAGUGCCUUCAGAAAGUAUUCAGACCCCUUGACUUUUUCUACAUUUUGUUAGGUUACAGCCUUAUUCUAAAAUUGAUUUUUUUUUUAUUCCCUCAUCAAUCUACACAAUACCACAUAAUGACAAAGCAAAAACAGGUUUUUAGAAAUGUUUGCUAAUUUAUAAAAAAUAAAAAACAGAAAUAUCACAUUUACAUAAGUAUUCAGACUCUUUACUCAGUACUUUGUUGAAACACCUUUGGCAGCAAUUACAGCCUUGAGUCUUCUUGGGUAUGACGCUACAAGCUUGGCACACCUGUAUUUGGGGAGUUUCUCCCAUUCUUCUCUGCAGAUCCUCUCAAGCUCUGUCAGGUUGGAUGGGGAGCGUUGCUGCACAGCUAUUUUCAGGUCUCUCCAGAUAUGUUCGAUCGGGUUCAAGUCCGGGCUCUGGCUGGGCCACUCAAGGACAUUCAGAGACUUGUCCCGAAGCCACUCCUGCGUUGUCUUGGCUGUGUGCUUAGGGUCGUUGUCCUGUUGGAGGGUGAACCUUCGCCCCAGUCUGAGGUCCUGAGUGCUCUGGAGCAGGUUUUCAUUAAGGAUCUCUCUGUACUUUGCUCUGUUCAUCCUUACCUCGAUCUUGACUAGUCUCCCUGUCCCUGCCACUGAAAAACACCCCCACAGCAUGAUGCUGCCACCACCAUGCUUCACCGUAGAGAUGGUGCCAGGUUUCCUCCAGAAGUGACACUUGGCAUUCAGGCCAAAGAGUUCAAUCUUGGUUUCAUCAGACCAGAGAAUCUUGUUUCUCAUGGACAGAGUCUUUAGGUGCCUUUUGGCAAACUCCAAGCGGGCUAUCAUGUGCCUUUUACUGAGGAUUGGCAUCCAUCUGGCCACUCUACCAUAAAGUCCUGAUUGGUGGAGUGCUGCAGAGAUGGUUGUCCUUCUGGAAGGUUCUCCCAUCUCCACAGAGGGAUUCUAGAGCUCUGUCAGAGUGACCAUCGGGUUCUUGGUCACCUCCCUGACCAAGGCCCUUCUCUUGCUCAGUUUGGCCGGGUGGCCAGCUCUAGCAAGAGUCUUGGUGGUUCCAAACGUCUUCCAUUUAAGAAUGAUGGAGGCCACUGUGUUCUUGUGGACAUUCAAUGCUGCAGAAUUUUUGUUUGUACCCUUCCCCAGAUCUGUGCCUCGACACAAUCCUGUCUCGGAGCUCUAUGGACAAUUCCUUCGACCUCAUGGCUUGGUUUUUGCUCUGACAUGCACAGUCAACUGUGGGACCUUAUAUAGACAGGUGUGUGCCUUUCCAAAUCAAUUGAAUUUACCACAGGUGGACUCCAAUCAAGUUGUAGAAACAUCUCAAGGAUGAUCAAUGGAAACAGGAUGCACCUGAGCUCAAUUUUGAGUCUCAUAGCAAAGGGUCUGAAUACUUAUGUAAAUAAGGUAUUUCUGUUUUUUAUUUUUUAUUAAUUUGCAAACAUUUCUAAAAACCUAUUUUCGCUUUGUCAUUAUUGGGUAUUGUGUGUAGAUUGCUGAGGAUUUGUAUUUAUUUAAUCCAUUUUAGAAUAAGGCUGUAACGUAACAAAAUGUGGAAAAGGUCAAGGGUCUGAAUACUUUCCGAAGGCACUAUAUACUUACAUAUUGUAUUUUACCAUUAUAAAUAUUAUUUUUUCAGUUCAUCAGUCACUUGGAGGACAGCAAAUUGGACCCCUUCACUGACAUGCUUGAGGACUCACCAGCUGUUGAGGACUCAGAGUGGGACAUAGAUUUCUGAUUGAAAAAUAUAAUUUUUAUCUGGGUUGAAUCCUACACAUGAUCUGAUACGAAAAUAGUUUUUGGAAAUUCAACUGAGGAGACAGAGAAAUGGAAUGUCAUUGUGUUCAACAUUCUUUGAUUUCAACUGGUUUGAAUAUUUUGUAAUUCUAUCUUUUGUAAACUAGCAAAGAAGUGAAUGUUGAUAGCUGUUCCUGUAUUAUUAUGUGAUAUUUCUUACUGUGUAUUAUUGUUUUACCAAAAGUGUUAUGUAGGCUAUCUCAAUUCAUAAACCUAUGAGUCAACAUCUGAUUAUUUGUAAUUAAAUAAAUAUACAAAUACAUAAUCUGAGCUUCAUCAUGCAUCCAAUAACUGGUUGUUAAAUCACAGGAUGUUUUAGAGCACUUUAAUUAAUUAAAAAAAAUUAAUCACCUCCAAUAUUUGUUGAGUUGAGAUAUAAUGUGCUUGACUAAUUCAAAAGCUUUUUUUUCUCUCAUGAUCAUUAAUUUCAAGAGCAAUAGACUAGCUACAGACAUCAUCUCUCAGGCCCCUCAUCUCUCUGGCCCCUCUCUAUACUGCCACCUACCGGAGACCUCAUCUCUCAGGCCCCUCAUCUCUCUGGCCCCUCAUCUCUCAGGCCCCUCAUCUCUCUGGCCCCUCUCUAUACUGCCACCUACCGGAGACCUCAUCUCUCAGGCCCCUCAUCUCUCUGGCCCCUCAUCUCUCAGGCCCCUCAUCUCUCUGGCCCCUCUCUAUACUGCCACCUACCGGAGACCUCAUCUCUCAGGCCCCUCAUCUCUCUGGCCCCUCUCUAUACUGCCACCUACCGGAGACCUCAUCUCUCAGGCCCCUCAUCUCUCAGGCCCCUCUCUAUACUGUCACCUACCGGAGACCUCAUCUCUCAGGUCCCUCUUAUCUCUCAUGCCCCUCCCCACAUCUCUCAGGCCCCUCAUCUCUCUGGCCCCUCUCUAUACUGCCACCUACCGGAGACCUCAUCUCUCAGGCCCCUCUUAUCUCUCAUGCCCCUCCCCACAUCUCUCAGGCCCCUCAGUGACAAACCGCCCAGGGAAAACAAACCCCCUCUUUCAACUGGCUCUUGGAUGCUUCUCUUUCUAUUGGCUCAUGACUACUUUAUCGUUCUACGGGUCGCAGUAGCAGCCAUUUUUUAAACUUCAUUUUGAUUUGCCUACCUAAAUCGAAAUAGCCUACCGUUCCUGGUUUAUAUGCUUAUUUAGAAGUAUUUUAUUCAUGGAAUGCUGCUCAUGUCACUAUACCAAUUGUUUAAUUGACUUGUUUAUUUCAUUCUAUUUGGGAGACAACAAAUGUAACCAUAUUUUGCAUUAUUGAAAUAUUGUGAAUUAUGUUGGAUGAUGACAAUAAUCCUGUCUGACAUGUAGAGAGUUCAGUUCUAUGGCAAUCUCUGAGAGAUGAGAGGGGCCUGAGGAUGAGGGGGAGGUGCCUGAGAUAUCUCUAGUUGGUGGCAUUAUAGAAAGGAGCCUGAGAGAUGAGGUCUCCAGUGAUCGGCGUAUGCGCACGUGGAAGGGGCGAUGGAAGACGCAGGCCAAGAUGUCGACACAAGUCCACAGGAUAGAAUAGACGCCGGAAGGGAAAGGAGGGGGAAAAUGGAGUCCUUUGAGAAGGCAAGAAACAGAUAUUGGUUAGGAGAAGUGCAGUAUUAUCAUAAGGAGACGUAUACUUGGAUGAAUGAGGAUGAAUGGAGGGAAAAAGAGAGGCAGAGGAGGUCUAAGAGAGAGAGGGAGGAAGACUGAGUUUGAGUCAGUAAAAAAUGGCGGGGAAAAGGGAGAAGGUUUGUUAAAGAAAAGUGGUAGGAAAUGUAAGCAAAGUGAGCUGAAGACAGGAGGAGAAAUGGAAGUGAAUGAGGGUGAAGUAUCGGAGGUGGUAGGUGUGGUGAAGUGCUCGGAGCCAGAGCCUUGCACAGAGGGUCAGGAUAAAGAUGAGUCUGUGACAGUAGGAGUGAAGUUUGUGGAAAAAGUGGAUCCUUGCCUUUUGGCUGAUCCAUUUGUGGUUUCAAGAUGGGUGAAAAAAAGCAUUGGGUAUAGUGGAAUCGGUGAGGGUAACCAGAAGUGGUCUAGUGAUAAUUGUUUGUGUUUCUGUUGGGCAGAGGGAGAAGGCGCUCAGAGUUAAACAAGAAAAGGGCGCCAUUGAAAGGAGUGAUUACUGGGGUAGUAGUAAAUGUAAAAGUGGAUCAACUGAAGGAGAAGAUUCCUGGUGUGUGUGAUGCUCGUCGUUUGGUGCGACACAAACAGGGGGGCGAGAGUGGGGAAACAGAAGAGUCAUUGUCUGCUCUUUUGAGUUUUGAAGUUGAGUCUUUGCCUGACAAAGUAAAAAUUAGGAUAUAUAAGUUAUCCUGUGCGAGCUUAUGUGCCGAGUACAUUACGAUGUUACAGGUGUCAAACUUAUGGGCAUGUGGCAGCAGUAUGUAGGAGGGAGAUUCCAAGGUGUGAGAAGUGUGCAGAAGGGCAUGAGACAAAGGAGUGUGAAGCAGUGGGGAAAGUGGUGGUAUGUGCUAAUAGUAGGGGUGGCCAUGGGGCUGGGGAUCAGCCAUGUCCAGUGCGAGAGAAGCAGGUUGAGGUUUCCAGGGUAAGAUUAGAGAAGAAAUUGUCAUAUGUGGAGGCAGUGAAGAAAGUAGAGGAAGAGGGGUCAAUGGGGGUAGUGGUGAGAGUAGGAGAUAUAUACCAGUACAGUGGGAUAGGCAAGCAAGUGAUAUAUGUUUCAGUAAGAUUGGAUUUUUAGCGUUUAUAGCAAUGGUUAUUAAUUGUACUGCAGGGAUGGAACGUAAGUCGAAGAAAAUUGAAGUUGUGGUGGCAGCUGCAGAGAGAUAUUUGGGUGUGCGAGACUUGACAGCAGAAGAGUUACAGAGAGUGUUAAGUGGUGAUGUCCCAUCAUUUCAGGUUGAGGGCAUGAGGUAGGAGUGAGUAUAUUUAAAUAGUGGAGAAGGGUGGGGUUAAUUAUUAGUAAUAGUUUUGAAUGUGUGAGUGUAGUGUUAGAUGGUAGGAUAUUUAUUUGGUUUGUUUUAUUUUAUUUUUCAAGGAAAGAUAAGGGAGUUGUACUCCAGUCUAGUAGGUGGCGGUAAUGCAACAAAUUGGAUGCCAACCGCCGUUAAACCUCAUGGAAGAAGAAGAAGAGGUCUCCAGUAGGUGGCAGUAAAGAGUGGGGCCUGAGAGAUGAGGUCUCCAGUAGAUGGCAGUAUAGAGAGGGGCCUGAGAGAUGAGGUCUCCAGAUGUACCCCUCUCAAGAAGAGGGGGGUUAAGGGUUACACUUUGGUAUGUUUGGUGGCGGGUGGUGAUUUCGCUACUCCUGUCGAAGUAGAGGAACACAAUUUGAAGAAAAUCGGGUGACUUAGAUUUUAUUCAGGUAAGAGUCAGUUGCGUUGAGACUUGUGAAACGACUUCUUUAAAACUGUGGGGAAAGUUCUCUACUAGGUACAAAUUAACUAGAGUAGGUAAUUGGAACACACUUUGUAGUGACACUAUUGGAUACAAAGUAGCGUACUCAACGUGGCAUAAGUGCAAUACACUUACAACCUGUUUACCAUUUCCAUUCGAUACUAGCUUUGAAACAGGUACAGUACAGUUUUGACGAUGUUGAGUUGUCCUGCACUAUUCUGUAAAUGAAGAGAGAGAGUCAGAGGCGUGUGUCUAUUCUGAAGAUGAUGCAUGUUAAAUUAUGUAUUGCCAUGAAUGGGACAGAAAUUCGAUUUUCGAGCUCACCAUCAAUCUGGCUGUUUUUAGUUACAUUGUAGCCUUUUAUUUUGCAAGCUACAGUAUUAGUUAACACCCCAAUAUCUACACAGUAACUGAAAGACAAAAUAUUCUAAACUUUGCAAUACAUGGUAAGAAAUUGUCAGCUGCCAUAACAGUAGGUUAUCAGUUUCAAGGAAGGAUAUAUUUCAAAUACUUCUUUGUACUUUUAAUUCUAGCAUAUGAGGUGAAAACACCCUUUGCAGAAUUAUGUGGUCCUUCUUUUUCCCCAAACAAAGGUAAGUGCUAUAUGGCUUGAAACCAAUGGUAUUUGGCCAGCUGGACCAAACCCGUGUAUAGCUUGAGUUCUUUGGCAUUCCUCCUAUUGCAGUUCAUGCUGUACAGUUACCCGAAAUAAUGUCUGGCUGCAUGUACCCAUGUGUCUUCAUUUAGUUUGUUUUUGCAAGGGCUUUGUGCCAUUGCCUUAAUAUUGAAGUCUAUGUCUGUCAAUGGAAACCACAGGCAAGGUGUUAAAAAGUUGUCGAUGUUGCUGGAAUGCAGUCUGGGCAGGGCUGAGUUGGCACACUGUUGUGUUGCUGGUACAGUCAGACAGUGGAGGUAAAGUAACACUGUGGAUAAAGUAACACUGUGGACAGCUGAAGUUUGUGUCCAUUUAUGCAUAGUGCGCUGUGCUGCUUUAGUGUACAAACACACAUUCUAGACAGGCCCUCCUUUUAAUCAAUACCAUGGGAGUCUAAUGAUGGUGGUAGGAGUGCUGCAAAGACCUCCUGUGUUCUUUGUGUGUGUGUGUUGACUAGAGUGAUGGCCUCUGCUCUGCUCUGUCUGCUCCUGGACUGUUAAUCUUCCCAGCAGCCCAUCAUGGUGAUGGUUACCGUGCCUUCUGUUUUCCUCUCCAUCGCCUUUCCCUUCCCAAAACCCUAAUUGUGACUAUGUCUGUGUUCUUCACGCUUCAUUUGGGAAUCACAGCCGGGAAAACAAUGUGCAUUUCAUUCUCUCUCCCCCUUACUCUCUCACUCAUUCACUAACCUCACGUGUCCCCAGUGCUCUUCCCAUCUCCACUCAGACCCCUUGCUUCUGUGACCACAUGGAAGCAGUGCAAAAUGUACUAAACCUUUGGUAUACUGCUAGGCUAUGCUGUUGCUCAGUCCUUCCUCUCUCACCUGUAGUUUUCUGGGUCAGAGAAUAACAUUUUCUGCCAUUUUUCUUUCAUCAGGGAUGGCCUUCGAAGCCAACAUGACAUUUGCUCACACA